AUGGAUGGCGACCAACGUAUGAAGCAGCAUGAGCGGUUGAUGGCACGAUCUGGGAAUAGUGCGGCCGGUGGCCGUGCAACGGAUCAUUUCGAGUCAACGGGCAUGCACCCACGUGGAGAACCAACGGGGAUGUCGCAGGCGCCAGAGCGGGCUCAGAUGUCCUACGACCAGUACGGAUACACAGGCGGCUCCUACCAUAGUGGUUCACUACAGCCCCACGAGCUACCUGGUUACCCGCCCGAAUUUACACGGUCUCGUCAGGGCCAAGUAACCCAGCAACACCCACACCCACAUUCACAUACACAGCAACAUCCAAAUCCACAAUCACAUCAGCACCAGCAUCAGCAUCAAACCCCACAUGAGCAACACCCAUCACAGCCCGGCCAGCAAUCGCAGCAGCAGUCUCGACGAAGGACGCCACACGACCCUGCGCUGCCGUUCGUACCGUACGAGUCGGCAAUGCUGUACGGCUUCGGUCAGCAGGGUCCAGCACAAGGGCCGUUCGACGUUGUUCCACAGUACUCACCACGGCAGUCUGCAGCGAUUGAAGCCCUGUCGAACCAAUUUGCCGUUCCACAGUAUUUCACCCCAGAAGAGUCUACGGCAACGGGUGUUCCAAAUCCAGCCCUCUCACCUUAUCUCGGGCAGCAGCAAAUCCCAUAUAAUCACCCCGGUCCCAUGGCACGCCCGAGCACCACCCAGCCCUUUCCCGCUACCAUGUCCGAUUUCACUCCGAUCGGUACCGCGGGGUCAAGCCGAUUGGAUCCGCAACCUCCACAGAUUCAGCAUCAUUCGGAUCCCCCCCAGCUGCCUGCUUCAGACCUCUCCUCCCUCGAGGAAGCUUACUCCCAGUAUCAGCGCGCACUGCGCAGCACCUUUGACCAUACCCGUACUGGGCGAUUAGUGGAGGCGAGCAGAUCACUAUUGGAAAUUUCUGAGUGGCUUGUGACUAACUCACGGGAUCUUGGAAUCCUACGCGACGACAAUCUUUCUUACCCUGACCGCCUGGAACUGUGGAAAGAAUUCAAUAUCUGUUGGCUGGCCGUGUGUCAGAAACAGAAGGAUCUAACCCAGGGUUAUACUGGUGAUCAUCCAUCUGUCCAAAUUACUCUACUCACUCGAGAUCGAAUGGAGGCGAUGGGGAAAGCUCUGAUUCAGCUCUGUGAUCAAUUAGAGCAACACGGCCUAGUGGAUUACCAGAUGGGGAUUUGGGAAGAGGAGAUCCUCUGUGUACUUGGUCAAUGCCUCGAUCUACUGGAAAGCAAACCCGAACUACGGAUGCAAGCGGUUCCUGAACCACCAACCGCAGUUCCGCGACCUUGA
Molecule: messenger RNA, 1323 nt
Organism: Penicillium verhagenii
Lineage: Eukaryota; Fungi; Ascomycota; Eurotiomycetes; Eurotiales; Aspergillaceae
Exons: 3
Coding region: 1-1323 (440 amino acids)
Source: RefSeq, a predicted model, not a curated record